Alosa alosa (allis shad) is the source of this 3827-nucleotide messenger RNA. RefSeq names its product family with sequence similarity 114 member A1 (gene fam114a1). The record is from RefSeq and is a predicted model, not a curated record. Bases 217 to 1953 code for a protein of 578 amino acids. NCBI's taxonomy places the organism in Eukaryota, Metazoa, Chordata, Actinopteri, Clupeiformes, Clupeidae. The transcript is spliced from 13 exons.
CUGAGACGAUGUUCUACUUUGAGAUUGAUCUGUCUUCAAGUGGACGUUAUCGCCUGGACUGGCUAUACUACAAACUUAGUCCUAAUGACACCAUAGCCUAUUCCCCCUGACGUCACUCACAACAAGACAUGGCACUAGAUGCCGACGUGGCGGACGGACUGACUGACUGGGCGGAAAACUCGGGAAAAUCAGAGACUGACCAAGGAAUUGAGCACCAUGUCACAGACCAAUGCUGGGGAGGAUGCCUCCUCUAUCUCUGACUUUGUAUUGUCCGAAGACAUGGGCCCACCCAAAGACAAGACUUCUUCAGAGCAGGAUAUUCCUUCUUGUGCAGAUGACACAGCUCCUCCCAUAAAUCCAAAACCUUCACUGGCUGGAGAUGAACCACAAGAGACUGAUUACCAUGAUGAGGGCAACUCCGCUAGUAUGCCACUAUAUCCUCAGGAUGACCAGCCAGGCACUGAGGCUGAGGGUCAGGUAGCUGAAUGCAGAGAGUCUGUGAACUUGGAACCUGAUGGAUCAGAGGAACCUGAGCCAUCCGUUGACACUGCAGGCAAAAGUUGGGGAGGCUGGGGUGUGUGGGGGAAGUCCCUUCUGACUAGUGCUACCUCCACUGUUGGCCAGAGCCUGAGUUCAGUGCGAGAGAAAGCGGGUGUGGCCCUGCGCCUGCCACAGGCUUCUUUGUGUGAAGAGGCCGAGGAGGCCGCAGGGUCCUGUGCUGAAGGCAGCAGACCAGAGGAGCUCACUCCACCCUCCACCUUGGCCUCUCCGCCGGCCAAAGGCGUGUUCUCCACCAUCACCAGCGCUGUGCAGAACACUGGCAAGUCUGUGAUUUCUGGUGGCCUGGAUGCUUUGGAAUUCAUUGGGAAGAAAACCAUGACCGUCUUAGCAGAGAGCGACCCGGGCUUUAAGAAGACCAAGACCCUGAUGCAGAAGACUGUGUCAUUGUCUCAGAUGCUGAAGGAGGCAAAGGAGCGAGAACGGGAAAGAUUAGGCAAUCAGUUGGUGUCUGAACCAACAGCCCACUAUAGCAUCCUGUUUGAUGACUAUCAGGGACUGUCUCACUUGGAAGCUCUAGAGAUCCUGUCCAAUGAGAGUGAGGCCAAGGUGCAGGCUGUACUGUCCAACCUGGGAGAGGAUGAGUUAGAUAAACUGAAGACAGAACUGGUUGCUAUAAAGGAGAUCUUCAUCAAAAGAGAUGAAGAGGAAGAGGCCCCAGCACUAGAGGAAAACGGUGAUCUACUUUCUUCCCAAAUAGGCUCCACCACCCACUUCUCUAAUGGGGAAGAAUUCGUCAGUGUUCUCACAGAGCUUCUCUUUGAGCUCCAUGUAGCUGCCACACCAGAUAAACUCAACAAGGCACGAGUCAGGGCACAUGACUGGGUGAAGGAGGUGGAGCAGCCUGUUGCCAUGGAGGCUGUUGAGGAAGCUGUUGUAGAAGAGAAAAGUGAGGAGUCCGCCCCCUCCACAGACUCAGGAGAGAAUGUGGAAGAAGGAAGCGUUUCUAGCGAAGGAAAGAAUGAGGAGAGGAGAGAGACCCAAGAGGAUGCUUCUGACUGCGUGGAGCACGUGUACCUGUCCUCAGUGGGUAGCUUGGCUGAAGUGACAGCACGCAGCAUAGAGCAACUUCAUAAGGUGGCAGAAUUAAUCCUCCAUGGACAAGACUUGGAGAAAGCAGCGAGUGAGCAAGCCUCCAUACUUGUCAGGUUGACAUUGGCUAUGUGUAAGGAGGUGGACUGCCUUGCCAGAAAGUUCUGUGAUACUUUACUUAGUAUGGGGUGUCACAGAAAAGCAGAAGAGUUGAACCCCCUUGUGGAUAGUGUGACUCUGGAGGGUUCAAACAGCACCACCUAUAUCCACAAUGCCUUCCAGCUGCUGCUGCCAAUCCUGCAGAUAUCACACAUCCAAAUCAGCAGGACCAAACAGCAUCCAGAUACAGUCAGCACAGACUAGCAUGCACACACCGUGAUUGUAGUAAUGGAUAGAUUCUGUGGCUAUAAUAUUUCUCAGUUGAUUCAUUGUGUGUGUGUGUGUGUGUGUUUGAUGUUGCUUGUGUGUGAAUGUGUUUGUAUGUACUAGAAGAGCUUUCUGCAAUAACUAAAGAAAAUGUAGAUUAAUGUCGGACUUUGUUCUAUUGCAUUGCCAAGAUUUCAGAGUUUUUUGUAAUUACUAAACAGUUGCUGGACGGGACUACAGUGCCCUCACCAUGUACUGUAAUGACAUGCCUGGUAAAGUUGACUUAAAAAGGUAUAAAAAUCAUCUUUUGGUGAGAAAAAAUAAUAUCUCGUAAAGAAAUACAAACUUUUAUCAAAAACAUGUGCCACAAUUACUGGCACCCCUAGAAAAUUAUAAACAAAAUAUUUUUCUUUUUCAUUUGUGCAGAGGUCAAAUGCCCUAGUCAUUCUUCAACAUGUGAAAGACAAGAGAAUACACAAUUCAAAUUAAGGGAGUGUGUUGACCUCUGUUAGUUAGGAAAUGGCUAUAAAAAUAGGUACUUGUGUUCUAUGGUCAGACGAAAUGAAAAGUAAGUGUUUUGGUAUUAAAACAAAGAACACUGUUGUAAAAUACUGUGUCAUCCUUAAAUACAGGGGUGUCAAUAAUCAUGGCACAUGUGUUUUGGUAAAAAUAUCUAUUUACUUCAGGGUUGGAUUUUUCUUCAUAAUAAAUUACCAAAAAUGCUUAUUAUACCAAUUUUUACACAACUUUGGCCAGGAUGCCAAUAAAUGUGGAGGGGCAGCUUUGGCCAAAUCCAUUAUAGCUCAAGAACCAUAUGCCAAAGGUUUUAGGUUAUACCUAAACAUUUUUGAGCCUUAAUUCUUGAUAUUGACAUAUCCUUAAUUCCAUACACCCACUAAAACUGAAGAAAUGUACAGUGACUCCAUUCCAUAAAACAUUUAUUUUACAUAAAUUAUAUUUCUCAUUUUUUUAAAUAAUACUAUACAAUAUUAAUGUGAUUUGCACUUGUUUACUUAUUUUGUUUAACAAAACAUGAGAACUCCCUCCAUACAAUAUGGUGCCAUUUGAAUAUACAAGCUACUACUCUGUCUAUGACAUUUCCUUGAAUCUUAAAAGAUUUUCAUUGGUCUAACUUGCGUUUUAGAACCGCUACUUUGUAAUAUAGACAAAAAUGUUACAAUUGGUGCCUAAGCUGUUUUACCAUCAUGAAAUUUAGAAAUUGAAUUGGUUCCCUUCUAUGUAUAUGUUGGGUGGAAAAUGUACAUAUCGCCAAUGUUUUUCUUUCACCGAAAGAGUAAAGAUUUAGAUAUAGAUAAGUUUUGUUGUUUUACGACACAGCUGUGUCUCGAAUAGGAACUGUGUCUGUUCACAAGAAUACAAAUCAAUCAGAUCAUGUCGUUACUUUUUCUUGAUUGGCUUAAGAAUUUGUAUUGAUGGCAAAACUCAUUAUCAGUAUUCUAUAUUUUGAUUCAGUAUUGAAUAUUUUGUCUGGAAGAUUUCAUCUUUAUAUUAUGAAGGGAAAUUUAGGAAGUGAAUAUUAUAUUUAAGAUGGCUUAGGCAGUAAUCAUUAAAGAAGCUUAUCUAAGCUUAUGUAUUUCACUCCAAUGUAAACUAAUACCUAUGUAAAAAAAAAUUAACUGUAUAUUUGAUUAUUCGGAUUGAAGCAUCUGCACAACAUAUAUAUUGCCCUCAGACAUGACUCCACAUGGAGGACAGUGACCUGAUAACGGGGCCGGCUACAGCAGAUGUGUGUCUGUAUGAGCGCAUAAUGCCCUACAGUUGCUUCUUGCUUAUCUACUCCUCCUGUGGACCUUGUAUGAGCUUGUAGAAACCCAUGUUUUAAUAUGUGAAUAAAAACAAUCCCACCUACA